AUGUCUCUUGCUGACAAAGCUCACCAAUGGGAGAAGAGCUUGCCCCAUGGCACAAUCACCACUUGGGAUGAAUGCAAGAAGGCCUUUCUUGCUAAGUUUUUCUCCACCGGUCGCACAGCCAAGCUAAGGAGUGAGAUAUCGAGCUUCAUCAGAGGAACAAUGAGACAUUCGCUGAGGCUUGGGAGAGGUUCAAAGGCUACACAAGUCAGUGCCCACAUCAUGGAUUCAACAAUGAGUCACUUCUCUACUCUUUAUAGAGGAUUGCUUGCAAGAUAUAGAGAGAUGUUGGACACAGCCAGCAAUGGGAACUUCCUUAAUCAGGAUGUGGAUGAUGGCUGGCAGCUUGUGGAAAACAUUGCAAACUCCAAUGGAAGCUAUGGAGAAGAGUAUGAUCGCACCAACCGGAGCUCGACCCACCACUCGAUCGAGUCAGAUGAGAAAUUGAGAAAAGAUGUCAAGGCAUUGAAUGAGAAGUUGGAUAAGCUUAUCUUAGCUCAGUCCACAAUGAAGAAAGUCAAUUUUGUGUCUGCUGAAGAGAUGGAACCAGUCCAAGAAGGGGAGGAUACACAAUUUGCUGAAGUGUGCUACAUGAGCAAUGGGCAAGGAGGUUACAACAAAGGAUACUAUAAUUACAAGUCCAACCCAGCCAUGUCAUACCGAAACACUGAUGUUGCUAACCCUCAGGACCAGGUCUAUCCUCAACAACAGCAAGCUCGAUCGAGUCAAGCCCCACAACAUGGGUCAUUUGGAGCUAAUUGGAACAUUGCCUAUCACUGGAGACUAGUUGAGGAAGGAAAGACUCUGUCUGCCCCAUGUACGGACCCGCACUCGGUCGAGCUAGUGAGAUGCGUCCGAAGUAUCGUAUCAAAUGAAGAGUUUACACUCCGAUUCAGCCUCUGA
Microthlaspi erraticum is the source of this 900-nucleotide messenger RNA. NCBI's taxonomy places the organism in Eukaryota, Viridiplantae, Streptophyta, Magnoliopsida, Brassicales, Brassicaceae. The record is from the annotation of a GenBank genome assembly.